AGCCCGUCACCUAACCGUCGAAGCUCCAACGCUUGUUUUCGUGCUUCAUACCCGACACAGCUGCGCGCUAUAUAGGAUUUUCCUAACCGUACAUCGGACAGGCACUGGCCCUGAGAUCACGAAUCAAGGCAUCAUCGCGUAUAUGCCCUAAUCCUGUCUAGCCACUCCAGACUUAAAAUCAAGAACAUUGCCGCUCUUUCCUGCAGCUUUGCUCCACCCUUUCCCCAUCCCGCCUCUCUUCGUAUCCUUGCACGAUGGCUACGGCGGUGAAGAGCUUCGGAAAGCGCGUCAUCGGCUACCCAGAGGAGCGCGUCUCGGUCAUCUCUUCAAAAGACUGGGUCAACAACCUCUCCAAAGAUCCCAAGCAAGAGACGAUCAACUACUUCAAGCGCUUGUUCCCCAUCCUCGGAUGGAUCACUAGAUACAACCUUGGAUGGUUGACGGGCGACGUCAUUGCCGGCCUUACCGUGGGUAUGGUACUGGUGCCGCAGAGUAUGUCAUAUGCUCAGAUCGCUACACUGGAGCCUCAAUACGGUCUAUAUUCGGCAUUCGUCGGAGUCGCCAUCUACUGCUUGUUCGCUACGUCGAAAGAUGUUUCCAUUGGCCCCGUCGCUGUCAUGUCCUUGACCGUCUCCCAAAUCAUCAGGGAUGUCAAUGCAGCCCAUCCUGGUGUAUGGUCAUCUCCACAGAUUGCGACGACAGUUGCUUUCAUCUGCGGUUUCAUUGUUCUGGGCCUCGGCCUCCUGCGCUUGGGUUGGAUAGUCGAGUUCAUUCCUGCGCCCGCCGUUAGCGGUUUCAUGACUGGCUCUGCGAUCAGCAUCGCUGCUGGUCAAGUGCCGGGCUUGAUGGGUAUCACCGGAUUCGACACUCGGGCCGCAACAUACAAGGUUAUCAUCAAUACCCUGAAGGGACUGCCUGGAACAACUAAGGAUGCAGCAUUCGGCCUCCCUGCUCUUUUCGCACUAUACGCCAUCCGUAUGCUCUGUGACUACUUUUCGAGACGAUACCCCAGAAGAGCUCGUGUAUUCUUCUUCAUAUCCGUGCUCAGAAACGCUUUCGUGAUCGUCGUCCUUACCAUCGCGGCGUGGUUAUACGUUCGCCACCGCAAGAAUGCGAAAGGCAAAUACCCCAUCAAAAUCAUACAGACCGUUCCCCGAGGCUUCCAGCAUGUCGGCCAGCCCGUGAUCGAGCGCGCACUGCUCAGUGCUCUCGCGGGAAAGCUCCCAGUAGCAACCAUCAUUCUUUUACUGGAGCACAUCGCUAUCUCCAAAUCAUUUGGGAGACUGAAUGGAUACAAGAUUGACCCGAACCAAGAGCUCAUCGCUAUCGGCGUUACUAAUACGAUAGGCUCAUGUUUCAAUGCAUACCCCGCUACUGGGUCGUUCUCUCGUUCUGCCCUCAAGUCCAAGUCUGGCGUGCGGACCCCUGCCGCGGGCAUCAUCAGCGCUAUCGUUGUGGUCGUCGCGCUUUACGGCCUUACAUCAGCCUUUUACUGGAUCCCGAACGCGGCUCUGAGUGCUGUCAUCAUUCAUGCCGUCGCUGACCUCGUCGCGAAGCCCACUCAGGUCUUCUCUUUCUGGCGUGUCUCGCCUCUCGAGUUCGUCAUCUGGGCUGCCGCUGUCCUCAUCACGGUUUUCUCCUCCAUCGAAAACGGCAUCUAUACAUCCAUCUGUGCCUCUCUCGCCCUAUUGCUUGUCCGCAUCGCUCACCCGCGUGGAUAUUUCCUCGGGAGGGUCACAGUCCAAGCCGAGAAAUCCAAAGAAUCUCGCGACAUAUUCGUUCCUCUCAAGACCAACGGAAUCAUUAACUCUCAAGUCAAAGUCGACCCUCCCCUUCCCGGCGUCAUUGUCUAUCGCUUCGAGGAGAGCUUCCUCUACCCGAAUUGCUCUAUUGCAAACUCGGCCCUGGUGGACUACGUCAAGGAGCACACCAAGAGAGGCAUAGAUAUGAGCACCAUCAAGCUACAUGACCGUCCAUGGAACGAUCCAGGCCCUGCGCGAGGCGCUGUUGCAGAGCAAGAGGAAAACAACGCCAAACCAUUACUCCGCGCCAUUGUACUCGAUUUCUCCACUGUUUCGCAAGUCGACACUACAUCCAUUCAGACACUAAUUGAUACCCGAAACGAAGUGGAGCGGUGGACAGACCGCCCCGUCGAAUUUCACUUUGCGACCAUCCUCUCGCCUUGGAUCCGCCGCGCACUCGUCGCGGGCGGGUUCGGCACCGGUCUGCCUGCAUCUUCCGGACCGCGCGAGAUCGCGCCCGUCGUGCCUUACCGUGGCGGCUACGACGAGCCGCACACAUCCCAGCACUCGCCCACCGACGUCGAGACACUGGACAUCAAAAAUGCUCCCCAGUCUCCAUCAGCCAUCGGGUACGGCUCUUCGUCAGAAGAGAGCGAGGGCCUGGUCGCAGACGAUACGCCGUUCUUCCAUCUUGAUCUUGUCGCUGCUGUGCGCGCGGCAGAGCAGGGCCUCACAGCGCCGUCGCACUCGACGCGCUCGUCACAGGAUUUGAAGCCCUGAUCAGACGGCCUGAUGCAGUCGGCCCGGGGUGUUGCUGUUGCUCUGCUCGUCGGGAUAUAUCUAUGCCAGGAUAUCGCUUAUCAUCUAUUCUACGCGGGUGGAGCUCGUAUGCUGUGGUUGUUGUCGUGCUUUGGACUCGAGACUCAAUUUUUGCUGUAUUCGUAAACUGUAUUUGGCUAUUGUGACGACUAGGAUCUUGCAUGCAUAGGGGAUUUGGUGAUUAAUUGCAAUGCUGUAGCGAUGUGGUCUUUUUCUUUUUAUUUAGUAUCUGCUGGUAUCUGUGCCAAUCAUGACCCGUGCGAAGUCGAGUCGUG
Heterobasidion irregulare TC 32-1 is the source of this 2836-nucleotide messenger RNA. RefSeq names its product sulfate transporter. The record is from RefSeq and is a predicted model, not a curated record. Lineage: Eukaryota; Fungi; Basidiomycota; Agaricomycetes; Russulales; Bondarzewiaceae. Gene Ontology annotation, cellular component: membrane. Gene Ontology annotation, biological process: transmembrane transport. Gene Ontology annotation, molecular function: secondary active sulfate transmembrane transporter activity. The coding region runs from base 255 to 2522 and encodes 755 amino acids. The transcript has 9 exons.